Messenger RNA from Antrostomus carolinensis (chuck-will's-widow), 540 nucleotides. It is a transcript of the gene SSBP1, whose product is annotated as single stranded DNA binding protein 1. Gene Ontology annotation, biological process: mitochondrial DNA replication; positive regulation of helicase activity. The annotation marks the transcript as partial. The record is from RefSeq and is a predicted model, not a curated record. The transcript has 5 exons. Gene Ontology annotation, cellular component: mitochondrial nucleoid. NCBI's taxonomy places the organism in Eukaryota, Metazoa, Chordata, Aves, Caprimulgiformes, Caprimulgidae. Gene Ontology annotation, molecular function: single-stranded DNA binding.
GUGCUGCGUCAGUUUGUAAGACAUGAGUCUGAUACAGUUAGCUCAUUGGUACUCGAAAGAUCCAUGAAUCGUGUUCAGUUACUUGGUCGGGUUGGACAGGACCCUAUCAUGAGGCAAGUGGAGGGAAGAAAUCCUGUCACCAUAUUUUCUCUUGCAACCAAUGAGAUGUGGCGAACAGGGGAUAGUGAGUCAAGCCAGGGAGGUGAUAUCAGUCAGAAGACAACAUGGCACAGGAUCUCUGUCUUCAGACCGGGCCUCAGGGAUGUUACAUAUCAGUAUGUGAAGAAGGGUUCUCGACUCUAUGUUGAAGGGAAGAUAGACUAUGGUGAAUAUACAGAUAAAAACAAUGUGAGGCGGCAGGCCACAACUAUUAUAGCAGAUAAUGUAAUUUUUCUGAGUGAUGGUGGUGCGAAAGACAAAGUGUGAGAUCAUUACUGCUUGCAUCCAGGCCAUUUCAUUCCUUUUGCUUUACAGUGCUUCAUAAUUCUGUAAUCAUGUAUACUGCUGUAGUUUCUUUAAAAAAUAAAGUGUUUGAUACUU